AUGACUUCUAAUACGUCAGAAAGCGGGUCAGGUACUCAAAAUACUGUAGUUCAGUUGAGAAACCUACCGGAUUUGACGGAGAUUAAUCACUUGGAAAUAGAUGCCCCCGUAGUGGAAAUUUUAAAGAAAACAGUACUAUUCCAGUUGAACUCGUUAAACAUCUGCAUUUCAAACUUUGCAUUGGAUGAGCUGGUCAAUCUCGUGACUGUUCAAAUGGAUGGGAUGUUCCGAAACCUGCACAAUUUAACUCUUUUACAAAGAAGAUCACAAGCUUCCCAAGCGGAUUUGAAAUUAUUGUUUCGAGAGUUCAAGCUGGAUGCGGCGUCCCUUUACCAGCAGUUCCAGGUCUCGGAAUUCAUUAAAUCAAAGCAUUCCGUAGAAUAUGAAAAAUUGGUGAGCUCGUCGUCUCUUCCUGCUAUACCGCGCAACGAAGAGGAUGAAGAGGACGAAUUGAAUAAUAUUGAGGAGCAACAGAACGAGAUCAACGUUUUGCUGCCUCCCUCCAAUUCGUUGGAGAAACAGAUACCGAGUUGGCUACCCAACUUCCCGCCAGACCAUACCUAUAAGUUUACACCUGAGUUUAACCAUCCAAUUACUGAUCUAAAAACCAUCAAGAAAGAAAUAGUAAAAGAAAGUCGAGAGUCUGAAAAGGCUCUGCUAAAUCUGAACAAAAGUCUCUCUCACAUAUCAUCGGCGUCACAUACUCCACCCCCGCCAGUUUUAGACGAUGAGGACGCUACUGAGCAACAAUUGGAGAUUUGGGGCGACGCACUUCAAGAAAGGAAACCAACCAUAACUGCAAAGUGUCUCAAUGAAAACAACAUCGAGCAGUAUGCGAAGUAUAGAGUUGAGUUGGCGAGAGAACGUGUUACGAAAUUCGAAGUGAACCAAUUGAAAAGAACAAAAAACCCAUUUUUGAAAAUUUCUGAAACUCUUUACUUUUCAAAGAGUCCUCACCAGUCUCAUAAAACCAUACAAAAAACCAUAGAUUUGCAAUUUCGUAAGUCGAUGACACUAUUCAUGCACAACGUACCCAAAGUCCAGAAGCUGAAGAAGGAAAAGAUACGAGUAGCCAAAGAAGAAAGAGCAAAAUCGCUAAAACGCCGGCAAGAAGAGCUUGUUUCGCUACGAACAAAGAGGGAACAAGAUGAAGGCCAUGACCUGGAACUUUUGCUAAAUAACGAGCACGCAAGGGACCCUACGGACAACAACACGACUUCCAAUGCAUUAAACAACUCUACCAUAGUUAUAAACGCAAAUGCGGACGAUGACGACGAUGAUAUAAACCUAUUCGGCAUCUUAGGAAGCAGUGAGGAUGAAAAUGAAAUCUCGAGUAUACCUGUGGAGAACUUGGCCGGGGAAUCAGAGCCCCCCACAAUGACAGCGCAAGAUACUACAAAUACCACGCCCGUGGCACAUAACACAACCAAUAUCGAUGCUAUAGCGAGCCACUCUAUUCAUUCAACGCCUAAUGAGAACGCUCCAACGUCUCCACCUGCGGACAUAGCCACAGAUCACGAUAUAACUAUGUAA
This is a messenger RNA of Saccharomyces paradoxus, 1533 nucleotides long. It is a transcript of the gene TAF8, whose product is annotated as Taf8p. Gene Ontology annotation, cellular component: transcription factor TFIID complex. The coding region runs from base 1 to 1533 and encodes 510 amino acids. The record is from RefSeq and is a predicted model, not a curated record. NCBI's taxonomy places the organism in Eukaryota, Fungi, Ascomycota, Saccharomycetes, Saccharomycetales, Saccharomycetaceae. The transcript has a single exon.